GCGGCAUGAACGCGAGAGUUAGCAGCGCGUAGGAGAAAAGUACAAAUUUCUGGUUCUGGAUGGGACCGAGAAGGGUGUGUCACGGGGUUGCACGACGUUCUGGUGGUGAGAAUAUGCACCAUGACUACUUCUCCAAGAACACCCUCUGCUUCCAAAAAAUCAAACACUCCAUAUGGCUCGUCCAAGGGUGCUGUGCCCCCUUCUCCUCACCAAAGUGAUUCUACCCCUCUUCCUUCAAUCAAUGAACGCCUGGCCUACCUUCGCCCCUCCCGGGAGCUGCUGGAGUACUAUCGAAAGAAGAUCGCAGAAUUUGAUGAAGAGCAUGAGGCACUGGUGAAACGCUUGGAGACAUACAAAGCAUCUUAUGAUGAUCAGCACAAGUUACAAUGGGAAAUGCGUCAGCGAGAAGAAGAAAUUGCAGAACUGCAGAAGGCUUUGAGUGACAUGCAGGUAUACCUUUUUCAAGAAAGAGAGCAUGUGCUGCGCCUUUAUGCUGAAAAUGAUCGGCUGAAAAUCAGGGAAUUAGAGGACAGAAAGAAGAUUCAGCAUCUUUUGGCUUUAUUAGGAACAGACAGUGGUGAAAUUACCUAUUUUCACAAGGAGCCACCAGAUAAGGUCACUAUACAUCAACAGCCAACCAAGAACAGAGAUUUACACGAUAGAUAUGACAAACACACUUCAAAAAUAGGUACUAAAAAUUCUGCCUUAAAAAAUAAAGGAGAGAAGCCUGAAAGUGGAGAUAGAUACCAAAGAGACAACCAAACACUCUUAUUACAGGUGGAAGCUCUUCAGGCUCAACUAGAAGAACAGACCAAGUUGUCAAAGGAGCAGAUUGAAGCACUGCUAGAGGAUCGACGCAUCCGUAUUGAAGAAACUCAGGUGCAGCAUCAGAGGGAUCAGGAGAAGAUCAAAGACAUUACUGAAAAAUACCACAAAGCUCAAAAUUUGCUAUAUGAGAGUACCAGAGAUUUUCUGCAGAUGAAGUUUGAUGCACGAGCAAAUGAAAAAUCCUGGAUGGCAGAGAAGGACACUCUGCUGAGGAAGAUGGACAAAUGUAAAUGUGCACCCAAACAGAGCAGGAUUUGUCAGGACAGCAGUCUGGUCCAGGACCACAUCAAUCGAAGUCAGGAAAGUGGUCAGAGCUGGAGGGAUACUAGCCCAGAGCAGCAGGACACUAGCCCGGAUGAGAGGGAAAGUAGUCCAUGUCAGCAGAGUUUCACCAAGAGAUCGCCACCCUGCAGGAGGGUUGAAGUCUUCAAGAAGAGGAAACCGAAAGCUGCCAGACGUGUUUCUCAAGCAGAGCAUGGCAUUUAUAAAGUAUAUGGGGCAAAGAUUAAGGGAUUACAAGAUCGAUUGACACAAGAGCAGACAUUAGCAAACAUGUAUCGAGAGCAGUGUGUUUCAUUGGAAGAGGAGUUGGCUAAGAUUCGGGAGGAAGGAGAUUUAGGUCGAGAGAUCUUCAAGCAACGGUCAGAAAAGAUGGGGAAACGGCUACAGCUAAUGACCCAGCGCUAUGAGGCACUGGAAAAAAGGCGUGCCAUGGAAGUAGAAGGGUUUAAAACUGACAUUAAACAACUCCAACAAAGGCUGCAGAAUGUAGAGAAGCAACUUUUCAAGGUGGUAAUGACUGUGGGCCCUGACCAAGAUCUUGCAAUUCUACAUGAAGUUCGCCAAGGAAAUAAGAGAACUAAAAAGAUACAAGGAGAACUUAAAAACUUAAAAUCAAAGAUAUAUGGGCUGGAAAAUGACCUACGAGUUUGUUGAUAAGGAUAUGUCACUCAGAAUGAAUGGUGUUGAUAAAGACCUGUCACUGCAACAACCUUUUUACAUCGUUUAUUUUAUACAAAUUAUGUAGUCUGCAGUGAGUAUAGCACAUAACAUUACAUUCCAGGGCUGAAGAAAACAAUUAAAACUUGUGUGAGAUUUGAAAUGAAACUCUUUCUACCUUUCUGAAUGAGUACCUAGAUUUGGUCUCUGCUUGUGAUGUUGACUUAUGCUCAUAUCAACACAGAGAAAUUUGGUAACUGCUUUUGCUGUGCUAUAGGAGAUGUAGUCUGUAGGAACUUUUUACUGGCUAAGAAUGGUAUGUCAUACAGGGAUCCCAAGAAACCAGUUAGGUGGGUUAUGUGUCCUCUGUAUCUUAGUUAUUAUGGAGAAGAAAGGAAUUUCUAAAUGACUCUCAGGAAUUGGACUGCAAAGAAGGAUUGAUACCAACUUCUAUAGAGAAGAGAAACUCUUAUAGUGAGCCAUAAGGACAAUUUAACUGUAUUUUUCAAAAUCAGAACCAUGUUCUUCAAAUAACUGCUACUCUGAGUUCUCUACAAAUUUGUAGCCCGAUUUAAGGAGAAGCAUAGAUCAAGAUGAAUUUCAUCAUAGAUGGUAGGACUGCAGCCUAAAACACAGUUCUAUUGCCCAGGAUAAAGAGUGUGUAGGGUUGCAGUUUUGUACACUAAAAGGGAAGUCAGUCCCAUUGAGCUGAAACUUGUUUCUGAAUAAACUUGCAUAGGAUUAAGUUAUAAAACAGAUGCUUUCUAGCAUGGGUAAUUCUUAUGUUUUCAUGGGUAUAAUUUUUUUUUUUGCAGAAAUCCUUCUGAAGCCAGAAAAUAAUUAUGAUACAUCUAUUGUUUCUACUCUGCUAUAACAUUAAA
Messenger RNA from Python bivittatus (Burmese python), 2648 nucleotides. RefSeq names its product coiled-coil domain containing 77 (gene CCDC77). Lineage: Eukaryota; Metazoa; Chordata; Lepidosauria; Squamata; Pythonidae. Gene Ontology annotation, cellular component: centrosome. The record is from RefSeq and is a predicted model, not a curated record.